Molecule: messenger RNA, 1608 nt
Organism: Guillardia theta CCMP2712
Lineage: Eukaryota; Cryptophyceae; Pyrenomonadales; Geminigeraceae
Exons: 9
Coding region: 1-1608 (535 amino acids)
Source: RefSeq, a predicted model, not a curated record
AUGUCGCCUGCCCGAUGCCUCCUGGUCCUCGCGAUGUUGAGCACCGCGAGCAGUCUUGACCCGUUGAGUCCGCACGCGUGCAAUUGCGGGAUGUGCGGUAAAGACGCCAUGGUGGAGGAGCUUCUCCUUCAGCGGCAGAGGAAGAUGAUGAAGCUAGAGACUCUCGUGCUGGGAUCUUCUCAGGUCCUCGCUGAACGUGACACGGUGGCACUGAGGACUCGAUGGGUUGACCUGAACGAGGAGCAGGAAGCAGCCGCUCAGUCUCUUGCUGCCAGCAUGCGCGCUGAGUUUCCUGGCUGCCAUGACGAGCUCGAGAUGCGGCAGGGAGAAUGGAUCUCCUUCACAUGCAGGCUGAGUGACUGCAAAGUGCUAAAAAGCCUGUCAGGCUGCAUGUCUGUGGGAGAGAAGUCGAAGUUCAGAGUGCCGAACUCGAUAGUGCCGGCGCUCUGCCGGGAGAUGUUCGUUCAUGGGAUGAGUCUGAUCAGCUUUCAGAGCGACGGGACUGAUUUUCUCCCUUGCUCCACAGACCUCAACCGAUUGCUGUCUAUGAAUAAUCAGCCACCAGCCUCUCUGGUACAGCAGGGAGCCGCGUGUCUAGAGGUGUUUGUGAUCUGCAGAGACAUGAGUCCUGUGAGGCAUCUCUGUGAUGUCUACUGGAAGAGCUUGUCGGUUGUAAGAAACAACUCAGCGAACAGCACCGAGGACAAGGGAAAAGUGGCCAAGAUCAGGAAAGCAGCAGGAGACAACUUCUGGCUUCAUCUCCCUCAGGAUCCUGACGGGGCAGCAGGGACUCAGAACCCCCUGCUCUCAAACGAGGACAACAUCAAACUAGCAAUGCGGAAGAGAAGAGGAGAUGAGCAGCAGAUGAAGCUCCCAAUGGGUGUCUGGGUGGCUGUUGUGUCCCUCAUGGGGGAGGGAACUUCGAUCGAAUGCCUUUGCCCGACCGACACCCAGCAAGGAACUUUCAAGACGUCUUCCUCCUCCAGUCUUCCUCACAGUGUUCCACAGCCAGAGAACUUCACGAGAUACCGCGUGCGGCUCCUUUCAUGGAGUGAAGUGUCGGUCAUGAGACUCGAGGAACGGACGUUCAACCAUGCAAGGAGGAGGAGGAGGAGAUGCAGGAUACGUGCACAGAUUGAAAGUCGGAUAGGAUUCCAGCCAGCAAAUCAAGAUCCCCGAAGUAUCCUUCAGGGCCCCGACCCCCUCGCCACCUCCACGGUGCCUCUUCCGAGCGCUCUGCGUUCGUUCUUUGACCUUGGAGACCAGUUGUGCGAAUGUCUACAAGAAAUGAUGAUCGGAGACGUUUACGUCGUAGCCAUUCCCUCUCGCGCUCUCGACGACAAAUUUCUCUCUUGGAGCACGAGCAUCAAGGAUUACAGAAUCUUAAAAGCUUGCUUGCUUGACGACAAGAACCUGGGUGCGAAUGUACAUAGCGAACCGAGCAGUGGCAACGACGAAGUGGAUCAGGAUGAGGAGGAAGAGGAGAGGGAAGAGCCAGAAGAGGAGCUCGAGCAUUUUCUUCUCUACAAAGUGAAAAUCCUCGAAGCCAUUCCUUCGUUCCAGCUCCCACCUCAAGGUCCUCACCCUCCCCAGCAAUGGUCCAUCUGA